CAGAACAGAACGGUACCAUUCUUUGAGAGCCAGUCAGUGCGCAACAUUCAUUUUUAGUAGGGAAUUGGCUCUCGAACUGGAGCGCGGUCGCAACGAUCGCAAGAGACACCUGUUGCGCCAUUAAGUAAGCCGGCAGCCGCGAAACACGAACGCAAUAACGAUGCGCUCUAUUCGAAUGUGUUUGCGCGCCAAGUGACAACGUGAUUUGUUGACGAUUUUCGUUCUAUGUUUUGAAGAGAAAGGUUUUUUCAAAGAAGAGAAAUAAACGAGGUAAACGACAGGUAACGGUAGCAGAAGGCAGAGAACGCAUUAUCGCAAAUCAGGGUGAAAGAGCUAGAACGGAAGCUUCAAAAACCGCCAAAAGACGUACAAAAAGGACACAAGGAUGUUGAAAGUAGUGGGAUUGGAGGAUAACCAGCGAUUUGCAUUGAUGAAAUUUAGGCGGACAGUUCAAGAUAUUCUGAAACAACCGCAUCAUGACGAUAACUUUCUACUACGUUGGCUUCGAGCAAGAAAAUGGGACUCGGCUGCUGCGGAGAAGAUGUUACGUGAGUCUAUGGAGUGGCGAAAACAAUGGGAAGUUGACAAAUUAGCCGAAUGGGAUCCUCCUCAAAUUUUGAAUGACUAUCUACCUCACGGUUUAUGCGGUUUCGAUAAAGACGGUGCCCCAGUGAUUGUAGUGUAUUUCGACGCAUUUGAUAUUUAUGGUAUUUUGCACGUAGUCUCGAGAAGGGAUAUGAUAAAGGUGACCAUAAAACGUCUCGAAGAAUACUUAAAAUUAUGUAGAGAACAAAUGUUAAAACACGGUCCAGCAGCUGGUCAGGUGGUCGUAAUUUUUGAUAUGCAGGGUUUUAACUUGAAACAAUAUCUCUGGAGACCAGCUGGAGAAGUUGUCAUUACUUUAAUCCAAAUGUAUGAGGCUAAUUACCCAGAGAUUUUAAAGACCUGUUACAUAAUUAAUGCUCCAAAGGUAUUUGCUUUCGCAUUUUCGGUGGCGAAAAAGUUUAUGAACGAGUAUACCUUAUCAAAGAUUCAAAUAUACAAAUCGGAUCCUGCGAGAUGGCAGACAGCGAUAUUCAGUAACAUUGACAGAGAUCAAGUGCCUGCUUUCCUUGGAGGCACCCUUAAAGAUCCUGAUGGCAACCCAAAGCUUGGGACCAAGAUUUGUCUUGGUGGCAAAGUCCCUAAAGAAAUGUAUGUAAAUAACACAGAGAAAGAUAAGGAGAACUUUACAACAGUUACAAUUAAGAAAGGUGGGAAACUAGAGCUUGAUAUCCCAGCGUCUGAAAUGGGAUCUCUGUUAAGCUGGGAAUUUCGUACCGAGAAUCAUGACAUUAGAUUUGGUAUUGUGAAGAAAGAUUAUAAUGGAAUACAGAAAGAAGUGAUACCAAUGCGACGAGUAGCAGCCCAUCAAUUAGAUGAGAUUGGAAUUUUGACCUGUGAAGUACCUUCUAUAUAUUCCAUUAUUUUUGAUAACACUUAUAGCAUAAUAAGAAAUAAAAAAAUCCAUUACUCCGUGAAAGUUAUACCACCAUCAGGAUCACAAGAAAUAACACCAACAACUUUAUAAUUAAUAUACUUAGAAUAAUAAUAUAUUAUAGAAAAUAUUCUCU
Messenger RNA from Bombus pyrosoma, 1613 nucleotides. RefSeq names its product SEC14-like protein 2. The record is from RefSeq and is a predicted model, not a curated record. Bases 386 to 1570 code for a protein of 394 amino acids. Lineage: Eukaryota; Metazoa; Arthropoda; Insecta; Hymenoptera; Apidae. The transcript has 11 exons. Gene Ontology annotation, cellular component: cytoplasm.